AGUUCUAUCUUGUUGCUAUAUUCAAAAUUGUUCUUUUCAACUUCGACGUUUCGAUCGAGGUGCAUAGAACACGCGAACAUAGGCAUAAAUUUGCCAAGUUCGCUUGCUACAACAGCUAUGUCUCGAAAUAAACAACAUGAAGAGACAGACAAACUUACGCGUAUUGCCAUCGUAAACGCGGAUCGUUGUAAACCGAAGAGAUGCAGGCAAGAAUGCAAGAAAAGUUGCCCAGUGGUCCGUAUGGGAAAGCUUUGUAUCGAAGUCACUCCCAAUGAUAAGAUCGCCACUAUUUCCGAAGAGUUGUGCAUUGGGUGUGGUAUUUGUGUCAAGAAAUGUCCAUUUGAUGCCAUCACUAUUAUUAAUAUACCCUCGAACUUGGAAAAGCAUACCACUCAUCGCUACUCCAAAAACUCAUUUAAACUUCAUCGACUUCCAAUUCCACGCCCCGGUGAAGUGCUAGGAUUGGUCGGGCAAAACGGUAUCGGCAAAUCAACAGCCCUGAAGAUCCUUGCUGGAAAACAGAAACCUAAUCUGGGCCGCUAUGCUGAUCCCCCAGACUGGCAAGAAAUUCUAUCUCACUUCCGAGGUUCUGAACUACAAAAUUAUUUUACUAAGAUUUUGGAAGAUGAUUUAAAAGCGCUCAUUAAACCACAGUAUGUGGAUCAAAUCCCUAAGGCUGUGAAAGGAACAGUUGGACAACUUCUAGAUAAAAAGGAUGAAAUGAAAAACCAGCCUGAAAUAUGUCAAAUGCUUGACCUAUCUCACAUCCGGGACCGUGAGAUUGCUGCAUUAUCUGGUGGGGAACUGCAACGAUUUGCAUGUGCUAUGGUCUGUAUCCAGAAUGCAGACAUCUUUAUGUUUGAUGAGCCAUCAUCCUACUUAGAUGUCAAGCAGCGUCUUAAUGCUGCUCGGACAAUACGCUCCUUGAUACACCCUGACAAGUUCAUCAUAGUUGUAGAACACGACUUGUCAGUGCUGGACUAUUUGUCUGACUUCAUUUGCUGCCUGUAUGGUGUACCUGGUGCUUAUGGGGUUGUGACGAUGCCUUUCUCUGUGAGAGAAGGUAUCAAUAUAUUCCUUGAUGGUUUUGUACCUACUGAAAACAUGAGAUUUAGGACAGAAUCUCUAGUUUUCAAAGUUGCAGAAUCUGCUACUGAAGAAGAGAUAAAAAGAAUGAAUCAUUAUGAAUAUCCUGAAAUGACCAAGAAAAUGGGUGACUUCAGUCUUCGGGUGAUGCCUGGUGAAUUCUCAGAUUCUGAGAUUUUGGUUCUACUUGGUGAAAAUGGCACUGGUAAAACUACAUUCAUCAGAAUGUUAGCAGGAAAUUUGGAACCUGAUGAAGGUUCAGGUCAGUUGCCACAACUGCACAUUAGUUAUAAGCCACAGAAGAUAUCACCCAAAUCACAGGGUCUAGUCAGAAGCUUGCUGCAUGACAAAAUUAGAGAUGCAUAUGUGCACCCGCAGUUCAUAACAGAUGUAAUGAAGCCAAUGAAAAUAGAAGAAAUAAUGGAUCAGGAAGUCCAGAACCUAUCUGGUGGUGAAUUGCAAAGGGUAGCCUUGGUGCUAUGCCUUGGCAAGCCGGCUGAUGUGUAUCUUGUUGAUGAGCCAUCUGCCUACUUAGAUUCUGAGCAGCGUUUAGUUGCUGCAAAGGUUAUUAAACGGUUCAUAUUGCACGCUAAACGUACGGGCUUCGUAGUCGAGCAUGAUUUUAUAAUGGCCACUUAUUUGGCGGACCGUGUCAUAGUCUUCGAGGGAACGCCAUCAAGUCACGCGACAGCACACGCGCCGCAGUCGCUGCUGAACGGCAUGAACAGAUUCCUUGAGCUGCUCGGAAUCACCUUCCGUAGAGAUCCAAACAAUUUCAGGCCUAGAAUCAACAAACAUUCUUCUGUAAAAGACAUAGAGCAAAAACGGGCAGGUCAAUAUUUCUUCCUGGAAGAUUAAAAAGAGAAAAUAUACCAAUAUCUAUUUAUAUAUGUGUAUAUGGAAGCUGUGUAUCUGUCACAAUGAUGGUAGCCUGCCAUCCAAUGUAUUUCCAAUAAUUGUAUUGCUGUAAUAAAUCAUUUUUUAUAAA
This is a messenger RNA of Galleria mellonella (greater wax moth), 2074 nucleotides long. RefSeq names its product protein Pixie (gene pix). Gene Ontology annotation, molecular function: ATP hydrolysis activity; ATP binding; iron ion binding. The coding region runs from base 118 to 1944 and encodes 608 amino acids. Gene Ontology annotation, biological process: translational termination; ribosomal subunit export from nucleus; translational initiation. The record is from RefSeq and is a predicted model, not a curated record. NCBI's taxonomy places the organism in Eukaryota, Metazoa, Arthropoda, Insecta, Lepidoptera, Pyralidae. The transcript has 12 exons.